This is a messenger RNA of Columba livia (rock pigeon), 2737 nucleotides long. RefSeq names its product zinc finger protein 572. NCBI's taxonomy places the organism in Eukaryota, Metazoa, Chordata, Aves, Columbiformes, Columbidae. Gene Ontology annotation, molecular function: DNA-binding transcription factor activity, RNA polymerase II-specific; RNA polymerase II cis-regulatory region sequence-specific DNA binding. The coding region runs from base 821 to 1792 and encodes 323 amino acids. Gene Ontology annotation, biological process: regulation of transcription by RNA polymerase II. The record is from RefSeq and is a predicted model, not a curated record. Gene Ontology annotation, cellular component: nucleus. The transcript is spliced from 4 exons.
CUUCCCGCAGGCCCGGCCCGAACUCCGUCCCCGUUCCCGGAGCCUCCCGCUCCGCCCAGGAAGCGCCCUUUGCCCGCGGAGCAGGAAGCAGCUGCCGGCGCUCAGCGGGGCGGGCGCCGUGCGGGAGCGGGCGCCCUGCAGAUAAUCACAGAAUCAUGGAAUACCAGCUUAGAAGAGACCUCAAGGAUCAUCUGGUCCAGCCUUUCUUGGCAAAAGCACAGCCUAGACAAGAAUGCCUAGCACCUUGUCUCGCUGAAUCUUAAAAGUGUCCAAUGUUGAGGAAUCCACCACUUCCCUGUGGAGAUUAAUUCCAAUGGCUGACUGUUCUCCUAAUGAAAAUUUGCCCUCUUGUGUUCGGGGUGAGGAAGAUUUGAACAUCUUCUUCUGAAUUGCAGGUUUAUGCUGUUGUGCCUGCCAUGAUCACAUGGACCAUGCUUAGCUUCUGACAGCACUUCAGGAGCAGGCUACAGGAUCCCAAGGAGCCCAAGAAGCUGAAACUAUGACACUCUGCGCUAGGAUGGGUCCCAUAACCUCUGCAGCUUGGUACAACCACAGGAAAAAUACAGAGCUGAGUGGCUGGAAGAGAAAAUAAGUAGCUAUUUGCAAAUAGCUAAGGUAAAGAACAUAAAUUGUAGGACCCAGGUACAGAAUCUGUGUAUGCUAUUGCAACACUAAAGCCAAGGCCCCAGGAACAGCAUGUUGUAUUUGCAAAGCUGCUGCUGAAGGUCCAAAUUAGAUGCCCUUCAUAUCUUGCUUUAUUAAAGCUGUGGAUGUUGCCUAAGAAGGAUUCCUGAUUGCUGAACCUGGUGUAACUGCCCAGAUGGACCAAGGAGAAGAACAAGAUCCUGAGGCCUUGGAGGAGACACACACAGGUAGUGAGCUAGGUCUCCUUCCAGAUCACCCUGCAAGUGCAGAUCAGCUGGACAUGUUGGCAGCAAGGUCCAGAGGAGGAGAGGAGCAUCUGGGGGACAGCCAUGGAAGCCAGCGCAGUUCCUCAGAGACUCAGCGAGGUGGCUGUGAAGGGGAAGCGGUGGCUAAGCUGCCUUGCUCCGGUAUCAGCCUGGUGAAAAGACAGGAGAGAAGGGUGGCCACAGCCUCACGGCGAGCCCCUCGUGCAGAGCGGCCCACCAUCUGCUCCGAGUGCGGCAAGGGCUUCAGUCGGAGCAUCCACCUCAUCCAGCACCAGCGAAUGCACACCGGGGAGCGCCCGUUCCUGUGCGGGGACUGUGGCAAGGGCUUCAGCCAGAGCUCCCAUCUCAUCCAGCACCAGCGGAUCCACACGGGCCAGAAACCCUACACCUGUGCCGAGUGUGGGAAGAGCUUUAGCCAGAGCUCCAACCUCCUCAAGCACCAGCGCAUCCACACCGGGCUCAAACCCUACAUGUGCAGCGAGUGCGGGAAGAUCUUCAGCGACAGCUCCACCUGCAUCAAACACCAGCGUAUGCACACAGGCGAGCGGCCCUACAAGUGCCCAGCCUGUGGGAAAAGCUUCAGCCAACACUCUCACCUCCUUCAGCACCAGCGAGCCCAUGACGGUGUCCGGCCUUACACCUGCGGGCAGUGUGGCAAACGUUUCGGGCAGAGCUCUGACCUCAUUAACCACGCUCGAACCCACACCGGUGAGAAGCCUUACAAAUGCAGCCAGUGCGGCCGGGGCUUCAGCGGCAACUCCAACCUCAUCAAGCACAUCCGCAUCCACACUGGGGAGCAGCCCUACCGCUGCACCCAGUGUGGGGAGAGCUUUCGGUUCCAGCCCCAGCUGGCUCGCCACCAGAAGCACCAUACAGAGUAGCUGGCAGAGUGGAGAAGACCACAUGGACCACCGGCAGCUACCUGGUGCUGAGAAGACACACAUCUGCUCCCUGGACACCUCAUACGGGGUAUGAAUUUUGGGGGAGGGAGCCCUCAGGGCCUGUCCCCUUCUGGGUAAGUCUGUUAGUGAGCACUGCCCAGAUGCUCGAGCAGAGUGGGAGGCCGCUGUCAAACAAACUAGUGCGUGUUCACUGCCAUGCGGUGGUUGUUCUGAGCCCCUCUUUUGGGGAUGGGGAAAACAAAGGUGCUUACAGUACAGUACGUUCAAGGCCAGAGAGGAGAUCAUGGAAGUGUUCAAAGGAUCAGUGCCUUUUUCUGUUAUUUCUAGUGGCGAGUGAUUUUUAUCCCAGUAAAAACCAGCUAAAAUCUGUACCUGUUUUUUGUACAAGCUACUUGUGUUUUGCCCUCGCUGUAAGGCCGCAGUCUGGGAUGAUCGCUCCGCUUGGAAUCCACAUCUCCCACUUGCCAAUAUUGUCAGGUUUAGGUAGGGUCAGCAUCUAUUUAUUUUAAAACCCCACAACACUUUGCUGUGUGCCUCUGUGUACAUGUUGUGGGCCCAGAUGAUGCUCUGUUGGGGCCACAUCUAUGGAACUGUAUUCUUGCUGGGUUGUAUGGUUGUUAAAUUGGCAGUUCUACAAAUUAUGCUGCCAUUGGACAGCUUAGUCCUCAGCAGCAAUUAAGUAAAUUAACAUCCUAAUAGAUAUUUCUCUCAAAUUCUUGUUUAGGUACUUUUGUGGGUGGCACUUUAUGAAUGUUUUUAUAAGACUUUUAAAAGCAUUUAGGAUGACUUUUUAAAUUGUAAUCUUCUAAUUAAUUGUAUGUUAAUGAAGAUAAAGAGGUUGUUGUUUGAAAAAUAAGCUAUGUCAAACUUUGAUUUUAUAUUAAAUGUUAAACAUUUUUUCUUGCAUAAAACUUUUAACUGAAA